This is a messenger RNA of Vanrija pseudolonga, 2276 nucleotides long. RefSeq lists its product as uncharacterized. Bases 513 to 2120 code for a protein of 535 amino acids. The transcript has 4 exons. NCBI's taxonomy places the organism in Eukaryota, Fungi, Basidiomycota, Tremellomycetes, Trichosporonales, Trichosporonaceae. The record is from RefSeq and is a predicted model, not a curated record.
GCCAGCAGCCCGCCUGCCGAGAGAAGUGGGAUACAGCAGUUGCCGCCACCCACCCGACCCGCUGCCUGUUUCUUGGCUCAUCCUCGCCUUCUUGUUGGCUGUGUACGUCGAGUCCUCUUCCGAACAGGCAAGCAUCGCUUCUCCUACUGCUUCUUCUUCUUCUUGUCACACAUCCAUUGCAUCUCGCACGCACGCUCGACGUUGCCCGGCCCCGCGUUUGACUCUGCCCCAACCGACAAACAAACAACUUGCCACCCAUUAGCCCCCUAGUCGUAGUAGUCUGAAUUUUGGCCCCCACCUAACACAUAUCCCCCCACGGCACCGCGCCACGGCACUUCGACCAGCCCCCGUUAAGCGAACCCAACAGCGACGCGCUCACUACUACUACAUCUUGCUCCAUCUCACUCCCAACUCCAACUCUCCUUUGACAACAACAACACCUCCCUCCCUCCCUCUCUCUCUGUCCAUCCCUCUCCAACCCCCCUACACCCCCCUACCCCCCCUCCGACACCAUGUCGUACUUCACCCUCUCCUCAACAGAAUACGACCUCCCACACCCAACCCUCUCCCGAAACCAGCCCAGGUUCUACAUUCCAGACCGGUCCGCAUACUCUCCCGGCGGAUCAACAGCUGGCCACGCACCGGGGGAGACGUUGUCAAUGCACUCGCGCCACCAGUCGCGCACCGUCUCGUCGCCGGGCCAGUCGGGCCGCAGCACACCGUACCAGGGCUCGUUCUCGUCGCUCGCCGCGCUCCGCCACGCGCUGCACGCAUACCACAACCACCACGCCGCGACUGCCGAGCCAUUGACGCCACCAAAGCAAAUAUCCCACUUCCACCACCACCGGGCCCCAGUGGCGUCGGCGCCGGGCGGCGGCGGCGGCGGCGCUUCGGCAGACUACCCUGCCGAGAGCGAAGAGUCGUCGGAAUGGGCCAUGGAGCCCUGGGUCGGCGCCGCACACGAGCCGAUGGAGGCUCUCAUCGACAUUCACCGCGUCCUGUACCGCGGGUGCGAGGACCCGGCGGCCGAGGACUCGCCCGAGUGGUCCGAGCAGGGCAAGGAGGUUAGGCGGGUGGUCGAGCAGUGGUUCGAGGACGAUUGCGUGUACGACCACCCGCUUGUCCGGCUGUCCAACCGCCAGUCUGUGCUCACGCACUUUGCGCUCCUGCAACUGCUUUCGCGUGUCUACCUGCCGUCCAUUACGCCGUCGUCGAUUCUGUUGCACGCUCGUGGCCUGACCUCGCGCGUUCGUGGCGCGCUACUUGGAUCGGACGAAGUUGCCACUGCCGAGGUGACGGAGACGAAGCGAGUCGUCGACCCACUCGACGAGUGGCUGGAAUCAAGCGGAGGCCCUAGUGUCGAAGGCGCCCUUGUUCAGCGUGACUCGCGCGGCAACGGAUGGUGGAAGCUGUGGGAUGUCUCGGCGGAAUGCCGGGAUAUCGGUUGCAUGGAGUGUUACGAGGGCUACCAUGUUGCGUUGAUUGACCAUGUUGUCUCACUCACCCUCUUCCCUUCGAUUGUUCGCAAGCCAACACAGUCCCUUACUCCUUCGGUUUCUGCAGAGUCCCUGUCCUCGAUGGACCCUCCACCACGCUCGUUCCUCAAGUCGCUCGGCGCGUCGAUUGUGCGCGAGUUUGACUACUUGCUUCACUGGGACCUCCCCAUCUCUACGAUUGUCGAGUUCAACGAAGUCGGCAAGGCGACGCACGUCCGCGACGUUGUGGACGUUCGCGAUGUUGUCGACACGUUUGUGCCGUUUGCCAAGCGCUUCAACUGGAUCUCAAGGCGGAUCACUGGUGUCGUGUCGUCGACGGUCGGCUCUGUUGUCAUGACCUUGUUGCCAGGCCACUCGGUUGUUGUCGGCGAGCCGAUCCGCAUCCUCGCCGCUCCUGUGGCCAACCCCGGCGCCGACGGCGAGCCGGUUGUGGCUGGCAAGGGCAAGGGCCGCGAGACGCCAGAACAGAUGCAGGCUCGUCUCGGCUCGGCCCUCGGCCUCGACUCGUCGCCCGACUACAAUGGGUUUCUCGGUCGUCACCCGCCAGUAAACUCGCUUGGACUGGAGGGUGUGGUCGGCGGCGGCGGCGAGGCGAGUAUGGCGCCGGAUGUCGAUGAGGAGUAGUGUGGCCGCCCGCGGUUGAUAAUACCAAGAUCCCGCGCCGAAUACCUAGUGGCUGCCUCGACAGCCCACCCGUUGUCACUACUAGACCGCAUACGCACUGCAUACAUGGCGUGCGAGUUGUACAUGAGAUGCUUGUAUAUGUAUGGUGUGUUCAUG